AUGUGGUUCAUCUAUUUCGUCAAUGGAUUAAAUAACAACUUCACUACAAAUCUCAGCCCUUACAUCACGAGUGGUUUUGAAGGCCACUCGCUACUAUCUGUGAUAAGUGUCGUCACAAGUGUCAUGGGCGCUUCGUGCUUACUGCCCAUCGCUAAAGUGCUUAACCUCUGGGACCGCACUUUGGGAAUGUGUAUUAUGAUUCUGAUCGCCAUGAUGGGUCUGAUCAUGAUGGCUUCCUGCAAUAAUAUUGCGACGUAUUGCGCCGCUCAAUCAUUCUAUACUGUUGGCCUCACUGGUGUUAUUUUUUGCGUCGAUGUUAUGACUUCCGAUACCUCCACCCUUCGAAAUCGAGGAAUUGCAUACGGUUUUACAUCGUCCCCUUAUAUCAUAACGGCAUUCUCUGGACCAUCCCUAUCCAACCAGUUUCAUGAGAGCAACUGGCGAUGGGCGUAUGGAACCGUCUGUAUUAUUCUCCCGAUCGCAGCAAUGCCCUUGAUCGUCACUUGGCAACUCGCCAAAAGGAAAUCUGAUAAGGAGGGAAGACUACAAUAUAAGCCCCGAAGCACUCGUACCUGGUACGAAAGUGUCUGGUUCUAUGUUGUUGAAUUCGAUGUCGUCGGAAUCUUCCUUAUGAUUGGAGGUUUGAUCCUCUUCCUCACUGCCUUCAACAUCGCCGGAAAUACCGAGGGUCAAUGGAAGUCGCCUAAGAUUAUUGCUAUGAUCGUUGUCGGCUUUUGCACGCUGCUUUCGUUUGUGGCCUAUGAGCGUUGGGGUGCUCCGAAGCCCUUCAUCCCAUACCAUCUCAUCCAGGAUCGGACAAUCAUCGGCGCGGGUCUUCUGGAUAUCACGUAUCAGAUCUCCUACUACUGUUGGGCUACCUACUACACGUCGUUUUUGCAAGUUGUCUACGGAUCAAGUGUCACACAAGCUGGUUAUAUCAGCGCCAUCUUCGACCUAAUGGAUCCAGUCUGGCUCAUCGGGUGUGGUUAUCUUAUGCGAGUGACUGGUCGGUACAAGUGGAUUCUGUGCUGUGCAGUCCCACUCUACCUUCUGGCUAGCGGUUUGAUGAUCUAUUUCCGCCGACCUGGAUUCAGCGUUGGUUACAUGUGCAUGUGUCAAAUAUUCCUCGCCGUGGGUGGCGGAACCAUGAUUCUCAUUGAACAAGUGUCUGUCUUGACCGUCUCUAAGCACGAGGAUUAUGCAGCCAUGCUAGCUUUGCUUAGCACCUUCGGUAACAUCGGCGGAGCUGUUGGUAGCAGUGUUUCUGGAGCCGUCUGGACUAACACGCUCCCCAAAAAAUUGCAGCAGCUCUUGCCAGCUGAGACGCAAGACCAAUGGGAGAGCAUUUAUGAAGAUUUGAGUAUUCAGUUGAGUUACCCUAUUGGAUCGGCAACUCGCACUGCCAUUCAGAACGCAUAUGCUUCUACUCAACGCAACAUGAUGAUUGCCGGCACGGCCAUUAUGGGGCUUUCUAUUAUUUGGGUGUGGAUGAUGAGAAAUGUGAAGCUUCAGGACAACAAGACCCUCUCACAGGUCCUGUUCUAG
Molecule: messenger RNA, 1545 nt
Organism: Penicillium cosmopolitanum
Lineage: Eukaryota; Fungi; Ascomycota; Eurotiomycetes; Eurotiales; Aspergillaceae
Product: siderophore iron transporter mirB
Exons: 3
Coding region: 1-1545 (514 amino acids)
Biological process (GO): transmembrane transport
Molecular function (GO): transmembrane transporter activity
Source: RefSeq, a predicted model, not a curated record